This is a messenger RNA of Python bivittatus (Burmese python), 2203 nucleotides long. It is a transcript of the gene MKS1, whose product is annotated as MKS transition zone complex subunit 1. Gene Ontology annotation, cellular component: MKS complex. The record is from RefSeq and is a predicted model, not a curated record. Gene Ontology annotation, biological process: cilium assembly. NCBI's taxonomy places the organism in Eukaryota, Metazoa, Chordata, Lepidosauria, Squamata, Pythonidae.
CGGGACGCCGCCGCUUUCUCUCCCCGCUCCGGGAGCGCGCUGGCGGCGAUGGCGGAAGCGGCUUGGAACGAAGAUACGGGCGGGGCGGUCUACCGAUCCCGAGACCCCAUCCGUAACCUGCGCGUCAGGGUUAAAAUUCAGCGGGUUACUUCCACUACCCUUUUGCUGCAGCAGUUUCAGCAGUCUUCCUGCCAACCAGGCCAACAGUUCAUCAGCUUGUCCACUUUGGGGCCUCACAACACAGCAAGCGGGCAUUGCCCUGAGGAGGAGAAAGAGGAGGCUAUUAUUGGCUGGCAAGAGAAACUCUUCAGUCAAUUUGAGGUCGAUCUUUACCAGAAUGACUCUGCCUGCCAGAGCCCACUUGACCGGCAAUACCACCAGGACAUCCUGAAGUUGGAAGAGUUGGGGGGUCGGAAGAAUAAGCGGAUCUUCACCUACACAGACCAUGACCGCUUCACCAACCUAGAGGAGCAUUGUCAGAGAGUGACCACCUCUGCCAAGGAAGCGCCUUCAUAUUUGGCAGAAAUGAUGGCCAAUGUGAGGAGGAGACGGCAAGAACGCAGGCCAGUAGAAGGAAACAUCCUGAAAUCCCGAAUUAUCACCUGGCAGCCCUCAGAAGAAUUCAUCAAGAACAACCAUGUCAUUAAUACCCCUGUGCAGACCAUGUAUAUUAUGGGGGACCUAGGACCCCAAGGCAAACUUGGUUGCAAGGAGUAUGAGUAUGUUCUCUGCAUGAUCAAGGUGGAUAGCAAUGGAGUCAUCACAGUCAAGCCAGAUUUUACAGGCACAAAAGGGCCUUACAGGAUUGAGCUGGAAGGGGAAAAGCGGGAAAUGUGGAAAUUCACUCUGGAGAAUGCCUCAGCCACAGUGGAAGAGAAGGAGGAGGCACGGGAACAGCGUGUCUUCAAGGAUUUGUACAGCCGGCAUAAGGAGUACCUCAGUGGACUUGUUGGAUCUGACUUUGAGAUGACUGCUCCUGGUGCUCUCCGACUCUUUGUUAAUGGUGAAAUUGUUUCAGCUCAGGGUUAUGAGUACAGCAAUCUGUACAUACACUUCUUCUUGGAACUGCCCAGCUGCUGGUCGUGUCCCCCAUCUCAGCCACUCUCUGGAGUGACCCAGACUUGCACUAGUAAAAUAUAUGGCAAAGACAGGGUGGCUUUUUUCUCCUUCCCGUUUGCCCUGGAGAUGUUCUUCAGCCCAGAGGAUGACUUGGAAGGCUCCUUCCCUCAGUGGCCUGUCCUGUACUUUGAGGUCCUUUCCUUGGACUUCUGGCAUAGAUAUCGUGUUGAAGGCUAUGGGUUUGUGGUGCUGCCAGCAACGCCAGGGGCUCACACACUGUCUGCUUCUACAUGGCGUCCUGUGGAGUUGGGCACCAUCUCAGAACUACAGAGGUUUUUCAUUGGGGGAUCUCCAGAGCUCGAGGAUAUGACCUACACCAGAGUGCCAAGCACUUUCACAGGUGAUCGUCUCAGCCGUUUUGGUUUUCGUUCUGAAACAACAGGGAGUGUCACUUUCCGGCUGAACUGCCUGCAGCAGUCCAAAGCUUUUCUGGAGUCCAGCUCCAUGAAGAAACGCAUGCAGAGUGUUCUGGAUCGCCUGGGAGGCUUCAGUCAGCAAGGUUCCCUCUAUAAUGUCUUAGAGGCUUUUCAGCGGGCCCGUCGCCGGAUGCAGGAAGCCCGGGAAAGCCUUCCUCAAGAUUUGAUCCAUACUUCAGCCUCUGCUGGCUCACUAUGAUGAAAGCGUUGUCAAGCAGCCUGCUGUCCUCUGAGAUAUUCUACACCUUGGUUUCUCACCUCUGCUUCUGCAUCCUAUGAAUGACUCUUGAACCUCAGUUUAAUCUGGAGGUGGGCCAUAUGGUGCUGUACUGUACAUAGAUGCUUGGACUACAGUUUCUUCAAAGGAUGAGACAGAAACCUCCGUUUUUCUCCCUUUCUUCACACAAGAUCAUGAGAUUACAAAAACAUUCUAAGCCUAAGGAAGGCAACAUGUUGUAUUUUAUUUUGUGUGCAUGGAUGUGUUUUUGUGCCUAUGUGUGUGAAUAAUAUUUAUAUAUACAUGUAGGGAUGUGUGUAUGUAUGUAUAAAAAAAUUCCCUCCUCACCCCUAUGGGUGGUAUCUGUCUUCCUCAAUCUCGGGUCCUCUACCAAGAGUAUAUAUACUGUUUGUACUCAGUUUAUAACAAAGGACAAGGAACAAUUAAAAUG